CGCACGCUCAUUUCUACCGGGCUCUCCCUCGCUAAGGAUGCUGCCGUCUCUCCUUCGCCUCCAUGAGGAUGCUGGAGCGCGCACAGACGGACGGAGGCAAGCGCACCGGGCCGCCUGAAAGCAGCCACGUCAACCUAAACGACCACUUAUUUAAACUUACAAGAACUAUGCACGGGUGUCGAUGCUGAAUAACCGGGGUGGACUCGUUCUGUAUGCCGCCCUCCCUUCCGCUCGUAAGCUGCAUCAGCUGUUGCUUUGGGAAAAGUCGAGGCGACUCCCACUCUAAGGGCACCGGAUACAGGCGUCACUCCACGAUGCGCUCUCCAUCUCCCUGACUCCACCUAAAACAGCGGAUGCUGACUGCCUCAUUAAUAUUUCAUCAGCACCUGGUAUCACAUCAGCAUCUCUUCUGAUGGAGAAAGCACAACCUCAGCAAGCACAGCCUCAGCUGUCUGGAUCCAAGGCUGGAUCGGAAGGUCCCGCAGAAAGCAUUACCAACCUCACCGACGAGGAGCUCCUCCAAUGGAGCAAGGAGGAGCUGGUGCAGCGUCUCCGGAGGUCUGAAUCCGAUAAAAUGAGCGCUAUACUGGACCACAGCAAUCUGAUUCGGGAGGUGAACCGCAGCCUCCAGCUGCAUCUGAAUGAGAUCCGGGGGCUGAAGGAGGUAAAUCAGAAGUUGCAAGAUGACAAUCGUGAACUGCGAGACCUGUGCUGCUUCCUAGACGAUGACCGGCAGAAAGGCAAACGAGUGUCGCGCGAGUGGCAGCGUCUGGGUCGCUUCAGCGCCAGCGUCAUGCGUAAGGAGGUGGCGCUGUAUCUUCAGAAGCUGACAGAACUGGAGCGCAAGCAGGAGGAGGUGAUACGGGAGAACCUGGAGCUCAGGGAGCUUUGCGUGCUGAUAGAUGAGGAGAAGGGAGGUAGCGGAGGCCACGGCGGAACGGGUUCUGUUGGAUGUCGCAAUUCCAUCGACAGCCAAAGCGGGCUUCUGGUACCCGGACUGAUGCGGGACGUGGGGGACGGAAGCAGCACGUCUAGUGCCGGUAGUGCCGACAGCUCCGAGCAUCCACACCAUAAGCAGCCACAGCCAUCCAGUGCAGGAACUGGCAAUAGCAGCCCGGAUCUCCAGAAGUCUCGUUUAGGGAAAGGAGACCGCGGAGAGAUCUCCAGCCCCGACCCUCCUGUUCGACACAGAAGCACCAGCUUGGAGUAUCCCUUCGUACUGCCCCAACCCUGCCGGCCUCGCUGUGGCUCCAUAUCCGUGCCUGAUCACCGGUUAAUUCGGGGGCUGAGUCCGGAAAAGUACGCCCGGUCGCUGGGCCACAGGAGCCCGGAGACUCACCCAAAGCACCAUCAGGCCAUGAAUCCAGAGCUCUACAUGCAAAGGCACAGGGGAAGUUUAGGAAGCGGACCUUGCAGCCCGGAACCUAGACAGGUCCUGCUGGGAACAGAGCUUCAUCAUGACAAAUGCAAAAUGGGAGGAAGCCCUGAGAUGUUGAGGCACCAGUACAGCAUGGGCCCUGAACACGGGAAGUUCGGCAGCCCUGGUCGAGAGACGUCGCCACGGAGAUUGGCGGGAGAUGAGCUGUCUCCACACCAUCGCAGCAUUUACAAUGGAGUUAAUGCUUUGAUAUCAGCUGGAUGUUGCAGCAACAACUGCAGGAACGUGAAGGUCUGGGACAGUUUCGAUGGUUCCUCUUGAAGACGCCUUGCGGAUAUUCCAUUCCUUCAUCUCGGGUGCGAGAAUCCGAGAAGUCAGGGCCCAUUUCAAUUGUCAACAGCAGUUUGCUUUGGGGACCCCGUGGCCAUGGUGCAGUGAUUUAAAAGAGACUAAAGUGAGACACAAAUGUUUUUCCUGCCAGUCCCGGUGUAAGAAGACGCUCGCACAAUACGCAGUCUCACCCACAUGCACACAACCAUACAGCCGUGAGUCCCCUGUGGUUUACAGAUGUUGUGCAUUUGGGUUAUCUCUACAUAUGUGUCAUUCUUACUAGCGAUAGGACACAUUAAACAAGAGGCUGCGGCUUAUUCAAAGGUGCUUACCUGUCCUAAUGUUUAUUUAUGCAGUUUCUUUUUUAACCAAAGCUAUCUCGACAUUGUUCGUUUCUCAUGGAGACCUCUUGAAAGGAGGGUCAGUAUCACAUUUGUUAUCUUGUUCAUAUCUCAGACACUGCUACGAAACAGACUUUGUAUAUGUUGUCAGUGACUAAACAGCCUCAUGAGUGUUUUGCACUGAUUUUGUGUGUGUGUGUGUGUAUGUAUGUGCAUUUGUUGGCUUUACAUUAUUCCCUUCCUCCGAGCUCCUGUGUAUAAGCCGAUGUUGUUUUAUAUAGACAGAAAUACAGCAUAGUACAUAUAGUAAAUUAAUGGAUUAGUUUUAUAUGCAUAUAUUGACUAUUAUUUUUGACUUAAAGUUAUUAUUAUAACAACAACAAUAAUAUAAAUAUAUCUAUGUGUAAAAUAUUAAAGGA
Paramisgurnus dabryanus is the source of this 2468-nucleotide messenger RNA. It is a transcript of the gene ccdc85al, whose product is annotated as coiled-coil domain containing 85A, like. NCBI's taxonomy places the organism in Eukaryota, Metazoa, Chordata, Actinopteri, Cypriniformes, Cobitidae. The record is from RefSeq and is a predicted model, not a curated record.